CAUUGUGGUGAAGGCUGGUGUUGUGGCUGCACUGUCUGAGAUUCAUAGACAGCGGAGAGAGUUAAACUAGUCGCUCUGUGGCUCGCUGCUUGCACAGCAGUUGAGUAUAAUGGAGGACUCUGAGCUGCUGUUGGCCUCGAGGUCGGAGGAGAGGAGGCUGGACAACGGUCAGUGCAGGUGGAGCUCUCAGACGCUGCAGACGAAGGUGGUGGAGGACUUCAGACGGAGGCUAAAGUACUUCUUCAUGAGCCCCUGUGAGAAAUACACAGCCAGGGGGCGCAAACCGUGGAAGCUGAUGUUACAAAUAUUAAAAAUUGCAAUCAUCACAAUCCAGUUAGUCUCUUUCGGCCUGAGCAACGAAAUGAUGGUCAACUUCAAAGAUGAAAAUCUGGUGACGUUCAAACAUCUGUUUCUAAAAGGAUACAAGGACCACCGGAUGGGAGGCUAUGCGCUGUACACGAAAGCAGAUGUGAAUGAUCACAUCUACUACAUUAUCAACAGGUACAUCAAUCUCCAAAACCUGACAAUGGGUAACCUUGCAUACGAGAGUGUCGAUGGCGAGUACACUCCUCUGUCUGUCUGUCAAGAGUUUUACAGAAACAGCAGCAUCGAUCCUGGAAAUGAGACCUUUGACAUUGAUCCACAUGUUGAUAAAGAGUGUGUUUCCAUAUAUCCUGUGCAGUCGUUUGACAGCGGCGGUUUGGCCGCACGUGUGAACUUCUCUUUAGAUUUCAAAAGGCUGCUAUCUGUGAACAUCUACCUUACUCUGAAAACAAUCAACCUGCAGACCGUGCGGCACCACGAGCUACCAGACUGUUAUGACUUCCAUAUAAUGAUCAGGUUUGACAACCGUGCACACAGUGGAAAGAUAAAGGUUGAUGUUGAAAAUGAUGUGAGGAUUUAUGAAUGCAGAGACUGGAACGUGGAAGGUACAUCUGGUAAGAAUGAUUACCUCCUCCUGUCGCUUGACUCUGUGGUCAUCCUCGCCUGCUUCAUCUCUUUCAUCCUCUGCACGCGAUCCGUCAUCAAUGGCAUCCGACUCCAGUUUGAGUUCAACAUAUUCUUUCACGCCUACUACAAUAAAAUAGUGUCUUGGUCCGACCGCAUGGAGUUUGUGAAUGGCUGGUACAUCCUCAUCAUUGUGAGUGACACGCUGACCAUCGCUGGGUCAGCGCUCAAAAUUGGAAUACAAACAAAGUACCUGACAAACUAUGACAUCUGCAGUAUCUUGCUGGGUACAGCCACCAUGCUCGUCUGGGUCGGAGUGAUUCGUUACCUUGGUUUCUUCAAGAAAUACAAUAUAUUAAUCUUAACCUUGAGGGCGGCGUUCCCAAAUGUGAUCCGAUUCUGCUGUUGUGCGGCCAUGAUCUACCUCGGGUACUGUUUCUGUGGUUGGAUCGUCCUUGGGCCUUACCAUGACAAAUUUCAAACGCUCUACAAGGUGACAGAGUGCCUCUUCUCUCUCAUCAACGGGGACGACAUGUUCGCCACCUUCCUGGGGUUGAGACACGAGGGCUACAUGGUGUGGCUUUUCAGCAGACUUUACCUCUACUCCUUCAUCUCUCUCUUCAUCUACAUGGUGCUCAGCCUGUUCAUCGCUCUCAUCACCGACACCUACGAGACCAUCAAGCAUCACCAGCAGGAGAAGGUGCCAGUGUCCCAGCUCCAGUGCUUCAUAGCAGAGUGCAGGGACCAGCCUGAGUCUGGAAGAUACCAGACUGAUGAAGAGCCAGCUGCCUGCUGCCUCUCUCCGUGCUCUUGCUUUGGAUGAAGAGAGAAAACGGUGGCUUUAACAGUGCCAAGUGUGGACAAAGAGUUGGCACAUCUUGAGACUGAUAGGGCUGCAAAGAGUCCCGACUGUCUGCAGGGAGAAUUUGAUUAUACUGAUGCGUGAUGAGAAUGCCAGAAUAUCCUCUUACUCAAGUAGAAUUUAUUUAACUUGUUUUUUUACUUGAAUUGCUGACACACUACUGAUGUAAAAUGCUCAGAGGACCAGUUAGUUAUAUGGUCACUAGUGUAAUAACCCGAUGGUAGUAAUUUCAAUAUGAAUAUGCUCAGAUUUCUGAUAAGGAAUUUCCUCCUGACUGCACAAUAACAGUAUAACUGUAGGCUGUGUGUGUCUUGAAUGUACUACUUAAUUUAAAAUUAAUACGUGAAAGUAGAUUUACCGAUUUUAUAAUCGAACUCAUCCUGAAUGUACGAUAUAAUGAUCAAAGCUACUCAAUUACAGUAAAGUUCAUUGUUAAGUGGUUGCUUUUCAUCCUUUGUAGUAUAUUGUUGUACUGUGCAUUUUUCUGUAUGUAACUAUAUGGAUAUAUGAAAUAUAUAUAGAAUGUAUCAAUGGUUUUACUUUGUGUAUUUUAUGUGGCUCAGACCAAAUCAAUCUUUUUUUGUCAAAGUCGACUCUGACUCAUCAUAUUCUAUAUUCUAUUCUAAUAUACUAUGUUUGUCUUUAGCUCAACAUAAUAUUUUCACUGACAAU
Molecule: messenger RNA, 2482 nt
Organism: Sebastes umbrosus (honeycomb rockfish)
Lineage: Eukaryota; Metazoa; Chordata; Actinopteri; Perciformes; Sebastidae
Gene: mcoln3a
Product: mucolipin TRP cation channel 3a
Exons: 13
Coding region: 110-1771 (553 amino acids)
Cellular component (GO): lysosomal membrane; plasma membrane
Molecular function (GO): NAADP-sensitive calcium-release channel activity
Source: RefSeq, a predicted model, not a curated record